UCUGUUGGAUCGGAAUUGCAUCUGACCACUGUUUCUAAGCAUAAUUUUGUAUGAAAUUAAAUUAAUAUAAAUUAUUACAAAAUUAGGGUUUGUUUUGGACGCAAUGAACAAUGAAUAGUUGUGGAGCAGAAUGAGAAAGUUACUCAACUAGGGAUGAAAUGACCCGGAUCCAGAGGCUUAUUUUUUUCCACAAGUUCAGUUUUGUGAGGGGAUUUUGUAGCCUCACUGCACCUCUCGAUUUUACUCAAAUUCAAAUUACUCGGCUCCCCGCUGUCAUCAUUCUAGGGCGACCUAAUGUAGGCAAGUCUGCAUUGUUCAACCGUUUAAUUCGGAGGAGGGAGGCUCUGGUAUAUAACACCCCUGAUGAUCAUGUUACCCGAGACAUACGAGAAGGAGUUGCCAAGUUGGGUAACUUACGAUUCAGGGUCUUGGACUCUGCUGGCUUGGAAGCUGAAGCCUCUUCCGGUUCUAUCCUCCACAGAACUGCUUCCAUGACUGCAAACGUCUUAGCAAGGGCUCACUUUGCACUCUUCCUCACUGAUGCAAGAGCUGGACUUCAUCCUCUUGAUCAGGAGGUUGGAAAAUGGUUGAGAAAACAUGCACCCCAAAUAAAACCUAUUGUUACCAUGAAUAAAUCUGAAUCACUCUUUGAUGCCUGUGGCUCUCUGACCACAGCUGCUAAUGAAAUGUGCCGGUUGGGAUUUGGGGAUCCUAUUGCCAUAUCUGCUGAGACUGGACUGGGAAUGCAUGAAUUGUAUACCUCUCUUAGGCCUCUCCUGGAGGACUACAUGCUUCGUGUAUUGAAUGAUGAAGGUGUUCUAGAAAAUAGCCAUGACGAGGAUAGCAGUGACCUUGAUGUUGACAAAAUUAAGCUGCCAUUGCAAUUAGCUAUUGUAGGACGCCCUAAUGUCGGUAAAUCAACCUUAUUGAAUGCAUUGUUGCAAGAAGACCGCGUUCUUGUGGGUCCUGAAGCUGGUCUGACAAGAGAUUCAAUCAGAACCCAGUUUGAAUUUCAAGGAAGAACAAUUUAUCUGGUUGAUACCGCCGGUUGGUUGCAGAGGACAAAACAGGAUAAAGGAGCAGCAUCCUUGAGCAUUAUGCAAUCAAGGAAGAGUCUACUCCGGGCUCAUAUAAUUGCUUUGGUACUAGAUGCGGAAGAGAUUUUAAAUGCAAGACGAAGUAUGAAACAUGCUGAAGUAGUUAUAGCCAGACGGGCAGUGGAAGAAGGACGUGGUCUGGUUGUGAUUGUGAACAAGAUGGACCUUCUAAGAGGCAAACACAAAUCAUCAUCCUAUGAGAAGGUUAUGGAAGUUGUUCCACAAGAAAUUCAGACAAUUAUACCUCAGGUAACAGGAAUCCCAGUUGUAUUCAUUUCAGCAUUGGAGGGAAGGGGCCGGACCACUGUCUUGAAUCAGGUCAUUGAUACAUACGAAAAAUGGUGUUCAAGAUUACCUACAGCUCGUCUUAACCGUUGGUUGCAAAAGGUUAUGAGCAGGCAUUCUUGGAAAGACCAAGCAGCACAGCCUAAGGUCAAGUAUUUCACUCAAGUCAAGGCCCGGCCACCUACAUUUGUUGCGUUUGUGCGUGGGAAGACUCAGCUUUCUGAUACAGACAUUAGGUUCUUAACAAAGUCCUUGAAAGAGGACUUUGAUUUGGGUGGAAUUCCUAUAAGGAUCAUGCAACGUUCUGUCACUAAGAAAGAUGGCAGCGGAACUAGCAAAAGUAGCCAUUCAGUAGGCAGAGUGUCCGAAAGGAUCGUCUCUGACAAGAGAAGUGUCUUAGUUGAAUCACAAAGUUGACUCCUCAAUAAAGGUACAUGGGCAUCAUUCCGCAAAAUUUGCAAAAGCGAGCUUAGAGUAAUUUAUUUUUAAUUUUAUUCUCAGUUCAAAAUCUUGAUAAUCAUAAAAAAAAAAAGUUCAAAAUCUUGAUUCUGAAUUCUUGAACUAUGCCCGGUAAUGAGAAGCGCGAUUCAAAGGUGCUGAGUUUUAUGCAUAUGACAAUAAUAGUAUGAUAUUGGCAUAACUGUUAGAAUUUAAUGAUUUCCAAUUUGAAUAGUAUGAUUUGCGGUUUGAUUAGUUAAUGAUUUGUAUAUGAAUUGUAGAUGAGUUUUGAUUAGUGCAGUAUGUGAAUGUUUCAA
Cajanus cajan (pigeon pea) is the source of this 2137-nucleotide messenger RNA. Its product is annotated as GTP-binding protein. Gene Ontology annotation, molecular function: GTP binding. Lineage: Eukaryota; Viridiplantae; Streptophyta; Magnoliopsida; Fabales; Fabaceae. The record is from RefSeq and is a predicted model, not a curated record.